Molecule: messenger RNA, 873 nt
Organism: Diatraea saccharalis (sugarcane borer)
Lineage: Eukaryota; Metazoa; Arthropoda; Insecta; Lepidoptera; Crambidae
Source: the annotation of a GenBank genome assembly
UAUUCAUAUAACAAACGCACACCAAACUUUAUUAUCGCGGGAUCGAACAUUCGCGAUAACACCGCCAUACAGAACGCAACGCAUAUUAUUCGCUAGGGAUAUAUAUAACUAUUUUACAUGAAAAUGCUCGCUCUAUUUGUAAGCUUUACUAUUUUAAAGUGCGUACUUGAAUAUAAUUAGAGUGAGUUAGUGCUAUGGGUGUGCCUAUGGUGAAGCGUUCUUGUUGUGGCUGCAGUCUGCACACUGGCACCUUGGUCAUUGGAUGUCUGUACACGGUAUGGGCGUUGCUGGAGUUGAUGGGCUACAGUUUGAUGGUGACGUUAUGGCCGCUUGGCAGGGAGGGUCAGGUCUCCGUCCAUAAGUAUGCGUUCUACAUUGCCGCCGCUGCAGUCAGCGGUAUACACAUGCUGUCAUCUAUCCUGCUCAUCGUUGCCGCUGUUAAGAAGUUAGCAUCCCUGACACUACCGUGGACGAUAGUAACUGGGAUCAUAACGGCUAUCUACUUCGUCAUCUGUCUGACCGGCAUCAGCCUCGUACUGCAAGACACAGGAGAGACACUAGUAUUGGAGAUCAUAGUCAUAUGUGCCUGCCUCGCUAGACUUUGUAUCUCAGUAUACUGCAUCGUGGUGGUGCACAGUCGUCACAAGCAACUGAUGGAGGAUGAGCACGAGGUUAGGUUUCAGCACUCUGGCAGGGUCUACAAGGCGGUAGAAUGGGAUAAGACAAAUGGAACGGGAAAUGAACCGCUCUAGUGAGCUACAGCUAAUCUGAUCGAUGACAUGAUUAAGGACUCUAAUAAAGUAAAGAAAGAGAAAAUGUAACGAUAUUCGAUCCGGUUACCUCUGUCUGGCAGAAUCUCGAUGCUCAGUUAAU